UCUCUCUUGUGAAGAAUAGCAUAUAAGAUGAUUGUCUGUCCAUCAGACGGCUCCAUCUAAUAAGCACUGGACCGCCCGCGUUAGACUAUAUCACUUCAACCUCGAUUUUGAAUACAGAACUCUCUCGAGUAUGAAGGAGGUUGCAGGAUAUUUUGUACCCAUCGACAUCGUCCACCAAGUUCUCGAUACCCUCCACAUACCCGAUGACGGCAUUCACGAUGAUUUCCUCGAGAAUCCUAUCAACGAUUGGCUCGCCGAUCAGAAGAAAAACAUCCUUGCCGCUGUCCACGACCGUUCACCCAUGGUGGGCACCCCCGACGACCUCGGGGUGAUGUUCCUCACCCAGUUCGUCGAGGCUGUUGAGGGUGCAGCGCGCCCAGAGGAGACAGAGAAGGACUUGGAAGUCAAGAAAUGGCUGGUGGAGGAGGGCGGUGCGCCGGAAGGGAAGGUGGAGUGGUUGAGGUUCUAUGACACUGCUCGCAUAACUUUGAACGGUACGAAGCCAGUGAGGAGAAACGUAAGGCCUGACUAUCACAAGCGCGAGGUGUACGAACCGAUCAGGCAGAGGGGAAUUGAAAGAGAGAAAGCACGGUUGGCCGAAUUGAAGAAGAUGACCGCGGAGGAUCUGGAGGAGUUACGGGCGAAAGGAUAUGGCUCGGAAGUCAUAAGUGCAGCAGAAUUGGAAAGGAUAAAAUCUCUCUGACGCACUCAAUUUACUCGACCUUAUAUGUCUAUAUCCAUGCUUCAUGUUAGGUCUCUGCAAAGAUCGUUGU
Molecule: messenger RNA, 773 nt
Organism: Heterobasidion irregulare TC 32-1
Lineage: Eukaryota; Fungi; Basidiomycota; Agaricomycetes; Russulales; Bondarzewiaceae
Exons: 2
Coding region: 131-703 (190 amino acids)
Source: RefSeq, a predicted model, not a curated record